AUGAACACCUCAACUGAUCCAGUUGAUAUGGCACAAUUAGAAAGGUGUUGGAAUGAAAUAAGGCAGCGUGGAAUCUGCAAUUUGUUUGGUCUACACUGGGAUGAAAUUGACAUUCGUAGUGGAGUAAAGCUGUGUAGACGAACUGGCCAGCUUAUUGGUUUUGAAGAUUUUACUCUACCAACUGAGCUAGAACUGGACGUAGAAUUGAAUGAGACCAGUCAGCCUUUAGAUGAGUCACACUUUGUGGAGGGAAAUGAAAACUACUACACAAGUGAUGAUGAAUCUGAUGACACACAUUAUGCCGACUCUGACUCGGAAAAUGAUUCAGCUAGAGUUCCAAAACCUAAGACUGCACGCCAAAUUUGUCAAUUCUUCUUAACCAGUCUUGAGGGAGAUUUUACAUGGCCAGUUGCUUCUUUUCCAGUUUACAGUGUCACCGCUGAAAAACUAAACAAACACAUGAUAUGGCCCCUCAUAAAAGCA
Molecule: messenger RNA, 483 nt
Organism: Porites evermanni
Lineage: Eukaryota; Metazoa; Cnidaria; Anthozoa; Scleractinia; Poritidae
Source: the annotation of a GenBank genome assembly